Messenger RNA from Neolamprologus brichardi, 562 nucleotides. Its product is annotated as transmembrane protein 229B-like. The record is from RefSeq and is a predicted model, not a curated record. Lineage: Eukaryota; Metazoa; Chordata; Actinopteri; Cichliformes; Cichlidae.
AAAGGCACAGAGACACAUAUGCCGACAAGCAAUGGAGAUGAGUAAACUCAAUGUGAGGCGAAUGCGAGGUAACGAUCAAGGGAUUGUUGAAAAUGACUCCCCAGCAGAACCACAUGGCAGCAGCCCUGCUCGACCUGUUUCUGCUCUUGUUCGUCUCUACGUGUAUGCGCUGCAUGGCUGCCUCUGCGAGGUGGCCUUCACUGCUGUGUGGGACUGGUGCAGCACCCAGGACAGGAGGCUGGCAGGCCACAGCAGUCUGUGGGCGCUGCCCAUGUAUGCCACAGCAAUCUAUCUCAUGGAGAGGCUGAGGGCCCUGAUGCUCGCUCAGAAUCACCCACUGACUGUGCGGCUCGUGCUCUACACUGUUUUCAUCUACCUGUGGGAGUUCAGCUGGGGUGUGGGGCUUAGUUUGUUGGGAGCCUGUCCAUGGGACUACUCAGGCCAUAGGUACAACCUGAGAGGACUGAUAACUCUGGACUAUGCACUUCCCUGGGCUGUGGCUGCAUAUAUAGCAGAACAGCAUGUGAUCAGGCACACUUUAAGAAUAAGACUGCAUAACUGA